Messenger RNA from Lontra canadensis (Northern American river otter), 6402 nucleotides. RefSeq names its product NYN domain and retroviral integrase containing (gene NYNRIN). The record is from RefSeq and is a predicted model, not a curated record. NCBI's taxonomy places the organism in Eukaryota, Metazoa, Chordata, Mammalia, Carnivora, Mustelidae. Gene Ontology annotation, cellular component: cytoplasmic ribonucleoprotein granule; nucleus. Gene Ontology annotation, biological process: DNA integration. The transcript is spliced from 8 exons. The coding region runs from base 129 to 5810 and encodes 1893 amino acids. Gene Ontology annotation, molecular function: mRNA binding; RNA-DNA hybrid ribonuclease activity.
CGGGGGGGCGCGCCCCUCGCAGGAGGGGGCGUGGCCUGGACUCCUCGGGCACUCGGCUGGGGUGCCUCCCGCGCUGGGAGCCCGGUGACACUGUCGGCGCCCUCCUUCCAGCGACGGGCGGGGCAGCCAUGCUCCUGUCAGGGGGCGACCCUCCGGCGCAGGAAUGGUUCAUGGUGCAGACCAAAUCAAAGCCCCGAGUUCAGCGGCAGCGGCUGCAAGUGCAGCGCAUCUUCAGGGUCAAGCUGAACGCCUUCCAGAGCCGCCCAGACACCCCCUACUUCUGGCUGCAGCUCGAGGGGCCCAAGGAGAACAUGAGCAAAGCCAAGGAGUAUCUGAAGGGCCUGUGCAGCCCGGAGCUGUGGAAGGAGGUUCGCUACCCGCAGGCCCUGCACUGCGCCUUCCUUGGGGCCCAGGGCCUCUUUCUCGACUGUCUCUGCUGGAGCACUCUGGCCUACCUGGUGCCUGGCCCCCCUGGCUCCCUGAUGGUGGGGGGGCUGACUGAGUCUUUCAUCAUGACCCAGAACUGGCUGGAGGAGCUGGUGGGGCGGCUGCGCUGGGGCCCUGCCGCUCUGCUCACCCCCCGGGGGAUCUGGGAGGCCGAGGUGACCAGGGCCUUUGGGGCCCUGGUCUGGAUCCGCGGUGACCAGUAUGCAGGGGAUCUGCUGCAGCUGCCCCCAGCGGUCCAAGAGCUGCUGCUGAGCCUGGUGCGGGACGCUGCGGGCAAGGAGGACAUCAUCGAGUGGCUCGGCCGCAUCGGCACUUCCGAGUCACGCUCUGACCCCGAGGUCCUGAUCUGCCCUCCCCACCAGCAGAAGGAAGGCCCGGCCAUGGUGUCUGUGGGAGACGGUCCUGGGCCCUUCCUGGAGGUGGGGACCCUCCAGAACAGGAGUCUAGAACAUUCCAAGAGGUUAACCAGCCUGGGAGCCACCAGGGCCCUGGUCUUGGGUGCCCCAGGCCAGAACACACAACAGGAAACGGCGAACCAGCUGGUACGGGUCGAUUCCAACAGCCACAGUGGUGCAGACAGUGGUCGAGAGGAAGGGCCAGCGCGAGCCACCAGCAGCCAGGACUCUGCGUCCCAUGCACAGGCACUGUCCCAGCAGAAGCCAGGCCACAGAGUGGAAGACAAACUCCCCUUCCAGCCUCCGGUGUCAGCCCUGGGCGUGUGCCCGCCCUGGAAGGCCUGGACCCCGGGGCCAGCCUUUGGGCCCUUGUGGCCAGGGGCUAUCGCCGCCACCUUCUGGAGGAUCAAUGAGCUGCACUCCCUCCACCUGGCCUGGCUCCUGUCCCAGGCAUGCUUCAGUUUCCCCUUCUGGCAGAGGCCCCUGGGCCCCAUUCAGUUCAAGCUACCAGGGCAGAAUCCUUUGCCCUUGAAUCUCGAGUGGAAGCAGAAGGAGCUGGUUCCUUUGCCCAGCAUGGAAAGCCCCGAGUGCAGACCAGACGCGGGACCAGGAGGAGAGGCAGCCCUACAGAACUGCCCGAGGCCGGAGACCCCCCCGAAAGUCAUGAGUUUAUUGGUGGUCUCAGGGGGCUCAGGUGUAAAGGACAAGACUAGCCCUGGACUUCCCCAGAUAGGGCCCCCCUUGACCUCUGUACCGCCGCUGCAAACUGGAAGUGAGCCGGGGGAUCAAGGAAGUGGGCAGUGGGACAGUAAGGGGCCAGAAGAGGGGCCCUUUCCGGCGCUGCUGCCAGGGCAAGGAGUGUCUACAGCUCAGGGGGGGCCCGUGGCUCAAGGGGGGCCGACCGUGCCAUCAGUACCUGAUGCUCAAACAGUGCCUGAAACUCUUGAAGUGCCCAUGGCUGCAGCAGUGGCCACAGCUCAAACCCCACCUGCGGAUCAGGGGCUGCCUGCAGUCCCCAAAGUGCCUACAGCCCAGACGACGCUGGCAGUCCCUGCGGAACCUGCAGCUCUUGAAGUGCCUUCGGCCCCCACGAAGCCAGCAGCUCCAGGGGUGCCCUCGGCUCAGAAGACAGCCGUGGCUCCGCCGGCAUCAGCAGCUCCAGGGGCACCUGCAAAUCCAAAAGCUCCCGCAGCUCAGAAAACGCCUUCAGCGAAAUCGUCACCUGCAGGGCCCAAAACUCCCAAAGCCCAAACUGGGCCUGUAGCCAAAAUAGGGUCUGCUGGCUCCAAAGCCUCCAGAGCUCCUAAAACUCCUGUGGCUCAGAAGACACUCGCAGAUCCGGGGCCGGUCUCGGGUGCAGCCAAACUCCCGAGCGAGGGUCAGUCUUCGUCAAGGGGUGACGCCUCCUUCCCAAAGGGCCAGGGGGAGGCCGAAAGGCAGGGCCCCCAGUCUGGCAGCACCUCGGCUCCCGGUCGUAAGCACCAAGCUCAGACGGGGGGGCUCCUGGGGGCGCGGGAGGGGGCCCCGAGGCAGCCACCUCGCCACCCGCAGGCAAACAGCACGGUGACCAGCUUCCAGAGGUACCACGAGGCCCUGAACACACCUUUUGAGCUGAACCUGUCGGGGGAACCCGGGAACCAGGGCCUGCGGCGAGUGGUCAUCGAUGGGAGCAGUGUGGCCAUGGUGCAUGGCCUCCAGCAUUUCUUCUCCUGCCGUGGCAUUGCCAUGGCGGUGCAGUAUUUCUGGAACCGGGGCCACCGAGAGGUCACUGUGUUCGUACCCACCUGGCAGUUGAAGAAGAACCGGAGGGUGAGAGAGAGCCACUUCCUGACGAAGCUGCACUCCCUCAAGAUGCUUUCAAUCACCCCCUCCCAGCUUGAGAACGGCAAGAAGAUCACCACCUACGACUACAGGUUCAUGGUGAAGCUGGCAGAGGAGACAGACGGCAUCAUCGUUACCAAUGAGCAGCUCCACAUCCUGAUGAAUAAUUCCAAGAAACUGAUGGUCAAAGAUCGCCUGCUACCAUUUACCUUUGCGGGGAAUCUCUUCAUGGUGCCAGAUGACCCCCUGGGCCGUGAUGGUCCCACCCUGGACGAGUUUCUGAAGAAGCCAAACAGGCUGGACACUGAUGUGGGCAACUUCUUGAAGGUGUGGAAGACCCUUCCUCCCAGCUCGGCCAGCACCUCUGAGCCUAGCAAUGGUGUCGACCUUGCACCUCCCGAGAGUCUGCCGAAUAUAGAGGACGUCCAGGAGGAGAAGGAGGAGGGGCAAGACGAGGAGCAGAGGGAGGGGCAGGGGGCGCAGGAGCUGCCUGAAGAAGACGCCCCAGACUCCUCCCUGGCUUCAGUGUUCAGGGCUGAGUGCUCUUCUCUUUCUGAGGAAAUCCUCCGGUGCCUCAGCCUCCACGACCCCCCAGACGGGGCGCUAGACGUUGAUCUUCUGCCUGCGCCAGCUUCUCCUUACCUGGGCAUCCCCUGGGACGGGAAGGCGCCCUGCCAGCAGGUCCUGGCCCAGCUGGCUCAGCUGACCAUCCCUAGCAACUUCACUGCCCUGUCCUUCUUCAUGGGGUUCAUGGACUCCCACCGUGAUGUCAUCCCCGACUAUGAAGCUCUCGUGGGUCCCCUGCACAGCCUCCUCAAGCAGAAGCCAGACUGGCAGUGGGACUGGGAGCACGAGAAGGCCUUCCUGGCUCUGAAGCGAGCCCUGGUGUCUGCCCUCUGUCUGACGGCCCCCAAUGCCCAGCUGCCCUUCCGUCUGGAGGUGACAGUGAGCCAGGUGGCCCUGACGGCCGUCGUCUAUCAGGAGCACUCAGGGAGGAAGCACCCCAUAGCCUAUACCUCAAAACCUCUCCUCCCUGACGAGGAGAGUGAGGGCCCCCAGUCAGGGGGAGACAGCCCCUAUGCUGUUGCCUGGGCCCUCAAACAUUUUUCCCGCUGCAUUGGAGACACCCCAGUGGUCCUGGACCUUUCCUACGCCUCCCGGACCACCGUGGGCCCCGAGGCACGGGAGGGCCGCAGGGUUUCCAAAGCGUGGUUGAUCCGAUGGUCCCUCCUGGUACAGGACAAAGGCAAGAGGGCCCUGGAAUUGACCCUUCUCCAAGGCCUGCUGGGAGAAAACCGGCUGCUGACGCCCGCAUCCUCGAUGCCUCGCUUUUUCCAGGUCCUGCCUCCUUUUUCCGACCUGUCUACUUUCGUCUGCAUCCACAUGUCGGGCUAUUGCUUUUACCGUGAGGACGAGUGGUGUGCCGGCUUUGGUCUCUACGUCCUGUCUCCCACCAGCGCCCCAGUCUCCCUUUCCUUCUCUUGCUCCCCUUACACACCAACCUAUGCCCACCUGGCAGCCGUGGCCUGUGGCCUGGAGCGCUUCGGCCAGUCCCGCCUCCCCGUGGUUUUCCUCACGCACUGCAACUGGAUUUUCAGCCUCCUCUGGGAGCUCCUGCCCCUGUGGAGGGCUCGAGGCUUCCUCUCCUCAGACGGGGCCCCGCUACCUCACCCAAGCCUGCUCUCAUACAUCAUCUCGCUCACCUCUGGCCUCUCCUCCCUCCCAUUUAUCUACCGAACCUCCUACAGGGGCUCCCUGUUUGCCGUGACAGUGGACACCCUGGCCAAACAGGGCGCACAGGGGGGUGGGCAGUGGUGGGACCCGCCCAAGGACGUGCCGGUCCCCGUCCUGUCCCCCCACACCAUGGGCAAGAGGCCUGACUUGCUUGCAUUGCAGCAGAGUGACAGCACCUUGGCUGAGGUCAUUGCCAAACUCCGGGUCGGGCAGAAACUGCCCGGCUCCUCCCCCUUCAGUUCUGUCUUUAACUCCCUCAGCCUCGACCAGGAGAGCGGCCUGCUCAUGUUCAAGGGGGAUAAGAGGCCCAGAGUCUGGGUGGUCCCGAGGCAACUCCGGAGGGACCUGAUUUUCUCUGUGCAUGACCUGCCCCUGGGUGGCCACCAGCGGCCCGAGGAGACCCACAAGAAGUUGCGGUUGCUGGGGUGGUGGCCCGGGAUGCAGGAGCAUGUGAGGGACUACUGCCGGAGCUGCCUGUUCUGUAUCCCACGGAACCUCACCGGCAGUGACUUGAAGGUCAUUGAGUCCCCGUGGCCUCUCAGGUCCACUGCCCCCUGGUCCACCUUGCAGAUCGAGGUGGUGGGCCCCAUCACCAUCAGUGAGGAGGGCCACAAGCAUGUGCUGAUCGUGGCCGACCCCAACACCAGGUGGGUGGAGGCCUUCCCGCUGAAGCCCUACACACACACAGCGGUGGCCCAGGUGCUGCUGCAGCAUGUGUUUGCCAGGUGGGGCGUCCCUGUGAAGCUGGAGGCUGCCCAGGGCCCCCAGUUCGCUCGACACGUCCUGGUGAGCUGUGGGCUGGCGCUGGGAGCCCAGGCAGCCUCCCUUAGCCGGGACCUCCAGUUCCCCUGCCUGACCAGCUCCGACGCCUACUGGGAAUUCAAGAGGGCCCUCAAGGAGUUCAUCUUCCUGCAUGGCAAGAAGUGGGCAGCCUCCCUGCCCUUGCUACACCUGGCCUUCAGGGCCUCCUCCACCCAGGCCACGCCUGUCCAGAUCCUGACGGGAGACGAAGUGAGGCUCAGCAAGCCCCUGUGGUGGGAGAUGAGCAGUGCCAAUAUUGAAGGCCUCAAGAUGGAUGUCUUCCUGCUGCAGCUCAUUGGGGAGCUGCUGGAGCUGCACUGGCGGGUGGCUGACAAGGCUAGUGAAAAGGCAGAGAACAGGCGUUUCAAGCGGGAGAGUCAGGAGAAGGAGUGGAAUGUGGGUGACCAAGUCCUUUUGCUGUCCCUCCCCAGGAAUGGCAGCAGUGCCAAAUGGGUGGGCCCCUUCUAUAUUGGGGAUCGCCUGAGCCUGUCCCUCUACAGGGUCUGGGGCUUCCCAACUCCAGAGAAGCUUGGCUGCAUCUAUCCUAGCAGUCUGAUGAAGGCCUUUGCCAAGAGCGGCACACCCCUAUCCUUCAAGGUCUUGGAGCAAUGACCGGGGUGGUGGGAGAGCCCCCCACUCCAAGGUCCUGGGCUUUUGCUGCUAGGCCUCCCCCAGCCCCGGGGAGUGGUCUCACAGCCCCCUGGGGGCCUCGGUUGUGCCUUUUAUGGAGAAGUUAAUUCACAAAGCUUUGCUGAAUUGCCUUGAACUGGGGACAGGUGUCCCUAUGGAAACAUCCCCAGUUUGGGGUAUUGGGAGAAUGUGUCAAAGGCUGUGAGAUAUGGGCCUCUGGCGAUUUCACCCUGGGGGAAGGGUAGGCCAGGCUCAAUGUCUUUCCCUGAGUAUUUCCAUCAUCCUGUCACACGCGGGCAUGUAUAUAUACAUGCCCCCCAGAGUUUUACUUCUGGUGUGAUUCUGGGCCUCAGAAUCGGAACUACAUUCCCUCCUGUAAUGUGGACUUCCCCUGAACUGUUCAUUUGGGGACCCUUUGCCCUUCGAGUUAUCACAGCUGACACAAAUCCAUGAGGUUGUCACAGCCCAUUCCCAGUCACAUGGCCACCUUCCUCAGGCCAGGCUAGGUCUGCCCAGCUGUCAAGGAGGGGCUGGCCGUCCUGAGCCCGGGGCUCGGAGCCGGGGUAGGAGUAUG